AUUUUCCAGACUGAGAAAACAGGUGGUGUUAUUAAGAUGAAGAUGCGAUGUAAUACAGGAAAAAGGUACUAUCAUAAUUUAAUACAAUGUUUUAUCAAUGGUUUUCUUAGCAUAUGUAGGAAACAACUCAUCUAAUUUGAUGAUUUUUAAUGGUUUGGUUUAGUAUCGGUUUUUAAUUGUAUGGUUUAGUAAUAAGGCAAAACACUGUGUUUUAUUAAUUGUAUAGAACAAUAUGUGGGCAACGGAAGGUGAAUUGGUUUAGUAGUUUUCAAGUUUAUUAAUAAGGCAAAUCAUGUAGUUAAUUAAAAGUCAAAACGUUGGGUUUAAUAUCAGUGGCAUAGGAAAAUAAUUAUUGAGCAAAACUAAUGUAUAGUUUAGAUUUAUUAUCCACCGUUUUAAACUUCAUGGGACUCCACCAUCAUGACUUUGACACCCAAAGACGUGAACCCCAUGCAACACAAGCCUUCCUCUCACUAACCUUAUACACACCAAAACAAAACAGAAAGUCCAAAGAGGAUCACCACACCAAAACAACAACGAAAAGCUUCAACACAAUGAGAGCGAAAGCAACUUUGGUUAACUUCAGAUCAAAGCUUUCAGAAUCAUGCAACAGAUUCGUCUCUCUCUUCCGCUUCAGAGUUAAGAGACCUGUCUUCAUGAGACCUCUUCGCCGUGCACGUCAUGGCAAUGUCAAACCUAGACAUCGACAUCAUCCCAAGAAGCCAAUCUGUCCUUCCUCUUUGCUGUCUUGUCUCUGUUUUCUCAGCAAAAUCAAAGACCAGAAGAUAAGCCAGACCAAACCUUUUAGUGUGAAGGAUGAUGAUUUUUCGAAGUUUACACAUUCGCCUCUUACGCCAGCAGCAGCCAAGAAGCUGUUCACUUCACCCAUCACGACACCUGUUUCUGCGUCAUGGACCAAGAAAUCACUGAACUCAAGAGAUACAUUCGAAGACAAUGCUGUGGAAGAUGCUUGCAGAAGCUUUGAAAACUAUCUUACUCAUCUGACUGAAGAAGGGAAAAUGGAUGACUUAAUGGACAUAGAGGAGCUUCUCUUCUGUUGGAAGAAUCUUAAGAGCCCUGUCUUCAUUGAACUUGUCUCCAGAUUCUAUGAAGAGCUCUGCAGAGACUUGUUUUCAGGUGAAUGAACAUAAUCCAAUAAUGUUCAAAGCAAAAAGCCUUUUUAUCCUUCUUUCUAAACCAGAAAAACAAAGUUUAUUUUCGGUUUUGGCAAUCAUUGCAAACAUCCUUUAAGGGUUUCUAAGUGCAAAGUGAAACUAAAAUGUGUGAAGACUAUCAAGAUUGUAUUAACCAUAAGCUUAAUCUUGAAUGUGAAAAGAGUUACAAAGCAAAUUAUCAUUUAUUAAAAUAUUAAUUUCCUUACCUACAAAACUUUUUAAAUAGCUGAAUCUCCAGAAAUGUUUUUGUUAAACAUUGAGAAAGAUAAACCUAAAAUCUAAUCACUGAAUCUCCAAUCUUAAACCCUAGCAUUGUGAUUAUAGUUGGCCUUCUGUUCUCUUCGUGUUUAGAACUAAGAAACUUUUAAUCUUUUGAAAAAGUCCUAGGAAUCCAAGAGAAACCCCCCUUAGGAAUCUUCCCUCUCUUCUUUGUUCCUUUCUUCGAACGUGUAAAUACAACUUAACGAGUUUCGUUUAAAGGCCCCACUUAUAUUAUUUUGGGCCAUAUUCGGCCCUUUAGAAGCUAAAUAAUGAUACGCCACGUGACAUAAAUGGUUGGUUCGGUCUGAGGGAGCGACAUAUCGAACUAUCCUUGUCAAAGCAAAGCGAGAGUUCCUGAUCAUGACUCCACUUGUGUAAUAUUCUCCACGUUUGUUUCCAAAAUCAUGUAGGAGCCGAAAUUAACCAAAUCACUUGAACAUUUUUAUGAACAAAAUUCUACGGUGUAACAUCUAACUAUAUCUCUUCUUUAUGAUAAGAAGCAUUUAUAACAUCUUAAACCAUAUAUAUAGGAUGAUACUUUUGUGUUAAACACAUUUAUACCAUUUUCGUUAUAAUAAAAACCGCAUUUAUACCUUUUCUAUGAAUUCAUCCUCCAUUUCUUGGAACACUUGUAGUAAUUCA
Molecule: messenger RNA, 2078 nt
Organism: Brassica napus (rape)
Lineage: Eukaryota; Viridiplantae; Streptophyta; Magnoliopsida; Brassicales; Brassicaceae
Product: transcription repressor OFP17-like
Exons: 2
Coding region: 366-1145 (259 amino acids)
Biological process (GO): negative regulation of DNA-templated transcription
Source: RefSeq, a predicted model, not a curated record